AUGACUGUUUCACAGUUCGAGAAACUGUUAAAUUUAGUAAAAGGGCCUUUGACGAAAAAAAGUAUUCGUGAGCCUCUGUCAGCAGAACAUCGCUUAUGUAUUACCUUGUACUAUCUUGCUCAUGGUUGCAGUAUGCAAACUGUUGCAUGGAAUUUCUACGUGUCUAAAUCAACCGUAAGCAAAGUUAUUCGUAAAACUUGUAAAAUUAUAUGGAACGAAUUAUCGCCGAUAUACAUAUCACGACCUACUACAGAAGAUUUGAAACAGUACGCAAAAGAUUUUGGAGAUUUAUGGGACAUGCCAAAUUGCUUUGGUGCGGUUUAUGGAAAGCACAUUGUCGUACAAGCGCCUUACAAUAGUGGUACCAAUUUUUUUAAUUACAAAAAAACAUUCAGUAUCAUACUAAUGGCAGUUUGCAACGCCAAGUACAUUUUUACUUUGGUUGAUGUUGGUGCUUUUGGCUCACAAAGCGAUGGAAGGGUCUUCAAAGAAUCAGCUUUCGGAGUAGCUCUUAAUAAAAAUGAACUGGGAAUAUCAGAAGACACUUGCUUAUCUGAAACUGACACAAAGUUUCCAUAUUAUUUGGUUAUGGAUGAAGCAUUUCCUUUGAAAAGAUAUAUUAUGCGACCGUAUCCUGGAUGUAAUUUAAAUAAUAGGCAGAAAAUUUUCAAUUAUCGUCUGUCUCGAGCACGUCGUACCAUUGAAAAUUCUUUUGGAAUUCUUGCUAGUCGUUGGCGAAUCUUCCGAACAACAAUCAUCGCAAAUGUUAAAACGGCUGAAUGGACUGUGUGUGCUGCACUAUGUCUGCAUAACUACCUCCGGAUAUCAGAAUUAGAUGACAGAUUGGAAAAUGCGACUUAUUGUCCUACUAAUUAUGCCGAUACAUGGGACAAUGAUGGAAAUGUAGUUCCUAGAAGUUGGAGACAAGUCGAUGUGAACGUCACUUUACGUAACAUGGGAAGAAUGGGAGCUAAUAAUGCAACUUGCCAAAAUAUCACCUUGCGUGAUACUCUUGCUGUCAUGCAAAAGUUGUAUGAAACAUCAUCCGCCUUGUCGACAGAUUUGCACAAUCCUUUGACACUUUGCAAGGCUUUGGAAACUACUUGA
Molecule: messenger RNA, 1107 nt
Organism: Mycetomoellerius zeteki
Lineage: Eukaryota; Metazoa; Arthropoda; Insecta; Hymenoptera; Formicidae
Exons: 3
Coding region: 1-1107 (368 amino acids)
Source: RefSeq, a predicted model, not a curated record